CACCCCUUCCUGCUCGUCGCGAGGCCUCUGCGCCCGCACGCCUCUGAGCUGCACAUCUGACGCUGGCGGCGCCGCUGUGCUGGCACUCGUCGCCCUUUCCCGUCACUUGUGGCCGCACUCGCAUCUUCCACACGCUCUGCCCACUCGACCCCUCCCCACAUUGCCCUCGUCGCACGCGCCGGCGCCGUGCUGCUCUGCCGAUGUCGCGCCCCUUCGCUGGCCGCUCCUUCUCGGGCACCUCCGCGUCGGCAAAGGCGCCGCCGCCGCUCCAUCGCGCCACGCCGUCGUGGGAGGACGAGGCAUGGGCCAGCGACUCGGACGACGACGACUUUGUGUCGCGGCAGCGCGUGCGUCGCGCUCGCGCUGCCGAGGCUGCGGACGGCGAUGAAGCACGCACACCAAGAGCAUCACGCAUGACUGCCAGCGAUGUGCGACCCGGGCCGAGUGCCCCGCCGGCGCGCCCGCAUCCCUUCCCCGUGCCGGCCGCUCGCAGCGCCAGCACCAGCAGCAGCGCCUCGCAGCCCCUCGGCGCCAUUCCGGGCAGCACACAUCCGCCGGGCGCCAGUCCCGGCAGCUGGACGCUCGUCGACCGCGCCAAUGGCCAUCGUGAUGCGGCCGUAGCCUCGCGUACCUCGCUUGCCGGCAGUCCGCCGACCGACGUCGGCGCCUCGGCCGCCGCCGCAGUGCUCGCGGCCGCCGUCUCGGACAGCGAGGAGGGCGCGCCACGAACGGCGCGCGCGGCUGCGCGCAAGGCGAGCAUUUCGGGAGCGCAUGGUCGUGGCCGGCGUAUGAACGAGCUGGAGCGCGAGGAGCUGCGCGGCCGCUUGCGCACGGAUGUGGACCGCGUCGUCGACGAUCCCACACGCCUCCUCUCGCACCUCUCCCUCUCCUGGGCGCACGAGCCGCCUUCGCCGCACUCGGCCUCUGCCUCUGCCUCGCCGUCACCCUCGCCCAUCGAGCCGCGUGCUCGACCAGCGGCUGCGCGCCGGCGCGAGCUUGACGUGGUCAGCAUGGGCGGCGACGGCCUGAUCUCGUCUGGCGGCUUCGGGGCGUCAGACUCCGAGCUGGCUGCACCCGCGGCGCCAGACGAUGCGAGCGCCACAGAGGCGGCACUUUCGCUGGGCAUCGGGCGCAAGAAUUCGACGCGGACGGUGCGCCGCCGCGAGCAGUUCGUGCGGUGUCUCGGCAAGGAGAGCUGCCCGCUGGACGAGCUGCGGACGCUGGCGUGGCAGGGCGUGCCGACGGAGCUGCGUCCGAUGGUCUGGCAGCUGCUUUUGGGCUACCUGCCGCCCUCGCGUCCGCACCGCGCCUCUGUGCUUGCACGCAAGCGUGCCGAGUACGCUGCUGGGGCACGGCUGGCGUUUGCGCGCGGCGACGCUGGCCUAGACGCGGCGACGUUCCAUCAAGUGCGCAUCGACGUCGUACGCACGCACCCGGGCAUCUUGCUGUGGCAGCGCGAGGCGACGCAGCGGGCGCUCGAGCGCAUCCUCUACGUCUGGGCGAUCCGCCAUCCUGCCAGCGGCUACGUGCAGGGUAUCAACGACCUCGCCACGCCCUUCUUUGAGGUGUUCCUGAGCGCGUACAUCUCGGGCGACCCGGAGUCGUACGACGUCUCCCUGCUGCCGCCCGAGGCGCUCGAGGCGCUCGAGGCAGACACGUUCUGGUGCCUGUCCAAGCUGCUCGACGGCAUCCAGGACAACUACAUCUUCGCGCAGCCGGGCAUCCAGAGGCAGGUGCGGCGCAUGGAGAAGCUCGUCGCGCGCAUCGAUCCGCCGCUGCACGCGCACCUGCAGGACCAGGGCGUCGAGUACAUGCAGUUUGCCUUUCGCUGGAUGAACUGCCUGCUCAUGCGCGAGCUGAGCGUGCAGAACAUCGUGCGCAUGUGGGACACGUAUCUGGCCGAGGGGCCGGAUGCCUUUUCCGACUUUCACCUCUACGUCUGCAGCGUGUUCCUGUCAAAGUGGAGCCCAGAGCUGCUCACGAUGGACUUCCAGGGCAUCAUCAUGUUCCUGCAGUCGCUUCCCACGCAGAGCUGGAGUGACCGCGAUGCCGAGGUGCUGCUCUCGGAUGCGUUUGUCAAGAAGAGCCUCUUUGGCGGCACGGCGCAUCUCUCGAGCUAGCGUUGGAAUACACAAACUGUACACGCCUGGAGCAGCUGAGCUGGAAGCCGCGAGGUUCAGUGUUGGGUGUGGCAUAUUCACGAUCUGCU
This is a messenger RNA of Tilletiopsis washingtonensis, 2209 nucleotides long. Its product is annotated as RabGAP/TBC. The coding region runs from base 201 to 2120 and encodes 639 amino acids. The record is from RefSeq and is a predicted model, not a curated record. Lineage: Eukaryota; Fungi; Basidiomycota; Exobasidiomycetes; Entylomatales. Gene Ontology annotation, biological process: activation of GTPase activity. Gene Ontology annotation, cellular component: Golgi apparatus. The transcript has 10 exons. Gene Ontology annotation, molecular function: GTPase activator activity.